AUGGAGGCUCAUGUUGGAAACUCCCAAGUACCAUCCAAAGAGGAGAAGAGGAGCAAAGUCUUGAAGAAAGCCCUGCUUUUGUUGAACUGUGGGAUGUUAGGCUUAGGCAAUUGUGCUGGUCCAAUGGUGCAGCGUCUCUACUUUGUGAAGGGGGAAAGAGAGUUUGGUUGUCGUGCUGGUUACAGACAGCCGCCUGGUCUCUUUCUGCCUUGUGCUGUUCUUGGCAUUCUCACAGGUUUGGAUGACUACUUAGCCGCUUUUGGCGUUUCUCGCCUACCUGUCUCCACAUCUGCUCUAAUAAUAGCCACCCAAUUGGCCUUCACUGCUGGGUUUGCAUUUCUUCUGGUUAAGCAAAAGUUCACUGCUUUUACCAUUAACUCAGUGUUCUUGUUAUCUGUUGGAGCUGUGGUCCUUGCAUUUCAUUCUAGCACGGAUCGUCCUGCUCAUGAAUCCAAGGCACAAUACUACAUGGGAUUUUUCAUGACACUUGGGGCAUCUGCAUUGUAUGGAUUUGUGCUGCCAAUGAUAGAGUUAACAUACAAGAAAGCCAAGCAAGUCAUUACUUAUCCUCUUGUCAUGGAGAUGCAGAUGGUUAUGUCCUUCUUUGCGACCGCUUUCUGCACCAUUGGGAUGCUUGUGAACCAUGACUUCGUGGCAAUUUCAAGAGAGGCAAGAGAAUAUGAGCUUGGUGAAGCCAUGUACUACGUGACGCUCGUGUUGAGUGCAAUCCUCUGGCAAUUCUUCUUCCUAGGAGCCAUUGGAGUCAUUUUCUGUGCUUCCUCAUUGCUCUCUGGUAUCAUAAUCGCGACUCUGCUGCCGGUGACAGAGUCAUUGGCUGUUUUGUUCUUCCAUGAGAGAUUCCAAGUUGAGAAAGGAGUUGCUCUCACUUUGUCUCUUUGGGGUUUCCUCUCCUACUUCUAUGGGGAGCUCCAAGAAAUCAAGAAGCUGAAAAAGGCAAGAGCAGCAGCAGAGUUGCCUCAGUCACAUGGUCCAUUGGGACAAAAUUGAUUCUACAUAAAGAAUCUCAAUCUCAAUCUCACCCUUAUAAGAAUUAUUGUUCUACUAUCUUUGUAAAUAUUUCUAAGAAUCUCAAUUUGCAACCCGAAAUUCAAAUUGUCUCACAUUAUCCC
This is a messenger RNA of Ilex paraguariensis (yerba mate), 1130 nucleotides long. The record is from the annotation of a GenBank genome assembly. NCBI's taxonomy places the organism in Eukaryota, Viridiplantae, Streptophyta, Magnoliopsida, Aquifoliales, Aquifoliaceae.